GAAGAGGAGGAGUGGAUACCAGCAACAGUAAAGUUGGCAUGUCCCGAUUCCUUCCCGCCGGCCCAGAGAGGAAGGGGCUGAUGGGACCUGUAGUCUCACCAUGAGCCUACAAGAUGGCGUCUGCGGCUCCGGUAGUGGCAGCAUGCGCCGGCGCCUGGAGGACCAGGAGUUGACGGUGCGCGUGUACCCGGGGCCGCUGGCGGAGGGCACCAUCUACUGCCCCCUCACCGCCCGCAAGAGCACCACUGCAGCGGAAGCCAUCGAGCGCCUCAUCGAGCGCCUCCACCUGGAGCGAACCAAAUGCUACGUGCUGGCGGAGGUGAAGGAGUUCGGCGGGGAGGAAUGGAUCCUGAACCCCGGCGACUGCCCCGUGCAGCGCAUGAUGCUGUGGCCGCGCAACGCGCUGGAGAACCGCGGCGGCCUGGGCAGCGGGGAGGACUACCGCUUCUUGCUGCGGGAGAAGAACUUCGACGGCUCCAUCCACUACGGCGGCAGCCUGCAGAUGUGGCUGCGGGUCACUGAGGAGCGCCGCCGCCUGGUGGAGCGGGGUUUCCUGCCGCAGCCGACGGGGGGCGAGCACCCGGCCGACCUCUGCGCCCUCCCGGAGCUGACGGAGCGCGCUUUGCUGGAAAGCCUCCGUGCGCGCUUCCGCCAGGAGAGAAUCUACACGUACGUAGGGAGCAUUCUUAUCGUGAUCAACCCUUUCCAGUUCCUGCCGAUCUACAACCCCAAAUAUGUCAAAAUGUACGACAACCACACCCUGGGUAAGCUGGAGCCUCAUAUCUACGCCGUGGCGGACGUGGCGUACCACGCCAUGCUGCAGCGCCGCAGGAACCAGUGCAUCGUGAUCUCCGGAGAGAGCGGCUCGGGGAAAACGCAGAGCACCAACUUCCUCAUACAUCACCUGACCGCGCUCAGCCAGAAGGGAUUCGCCAGCGGGGUGGAGCAGAUCAUCCUGGGGGCGGGGCCUGUUCUGGAGGCAUUCGGGAACGCCAAGACAGCACACAACAACAACUCCAGCCGCUUUGGAAAGUUUAUCCAAGUCAACUACCAGGAGAGUGGCACUGUCAGGGGUGCCUACGUGGAGAAGUAUCUGUUGGAGAAGUCACGUCUGGUGUAUCAGGAACACAAUGAGAGGAACUAUCAUGUGUUCUACUACCUGUUGGCGGGGGCGAGCGAGGAGGAGAGGAAGGCCUUUCACCUGCUCCAGCCUGAGGAGUAUCACUACCUAAACCAGAUGACAAAGAAAUCCCACAAACUGCCCUGGGACAAUUACUAUGAGAGCGAGCUGGACUGUUUCACAGUGGAAGGAGAAGAUCUGAAACACGACUUUGAGCGCCUGCAGCUAGCGAUGGAGAUGGUCGGCUUCCUCCCUGUCACACGCAAACAGAUCUUCUCUCUGCUCUCGGCCAUCCUCCAUCUGGGGAACAUCCGCUACAAGAAGAAGACGUACCGAGACGACUCCAUCGACAUCUGCAACCCCGACGUCCUGCCGAUCGUCUCUGAGCUGCUGGAGGUCAAAGAGGAGAUGCUGAUGGAAGCCCUGACGACCAGGAAGACUGUGACGGUCGGGGAGAGGCUCAUCGUUCCCUACAAACUUGCUGAGGCCGGCACAGUUAGGGACUCUAUGGCCAAGUCUCUGUACAGUGCACUCUUUGACUGGAUCGUGUUCAGGACCAACCAUGCUUUGCUCAAUAACAAGGACCUGGAGGACAAUGCCAAGAUUCUGUCCAUUGGCGUCUUGGACAUCUUCGGUUUUGAAGAUUAUGAGAACAACAGCUUUGAACAGUUCUGCAUCAACUUUGCCAACGAACGACUUCAACAUUACUUCAACCAACAUAUCUUCAAGCUGGAACAGGAGGAGUAUAGAGCGGAGGGCAUCUCUUGGCACAACAUCGACUACAUUGACAACAGCGGCUGCAUCAACCUCAUCAGCAAGAAGCCCACAGCACUACUCCACCUGCUGGAUGAAGAGUGCAAUUUCCCUCAGGCGUCCAACCAGACCCUGCUGGACAAGUUCAAGCGUCAGCAUGAGGGCAACACCUACAUCGAGUUCCCUGCCGUCAUGGAGCCUGCCUUCAUCAUCCGACACUACGCCGGAAAGGUCAAGUACGGGGUCAAGGACUUCAGGGAGAAGAACACGGACCACAUGCGUCCGGACAUUGUUGCCCUGCUGAAGAGCAGCGAGAACGCCUUCAUCUGCGGCCUGAUGGGCAUCGACCCGGUGGCCACGUUCCGCUGGGCCGUGCUGCGGGCCUUCUUCAGAGCCCUGGUGGCUUUCAGAGAGGCCGGUCGCAAACACGGCAGCAAGACAAUAGGGAAUGACACCGCAGUUCCCUGUGCCGUCAUGAAGACGGUUGAUAGUUUCAGUUUCCUCCACCACCCUGUUCACCAGCGGAGCCUUGAGAUCCUGCAGAGAUGUAAAGACGAGAAAUACAGCAUCACCAGGAAGAAUCCUCGCACACCUCUGUCAGACCUCCAAGGCACCAACGCCCUGAAUGAAAAGGCCACCUGGGACGGAUACGGUGUCGGGUGUAAUGGCCGGUCCAGCCGGCUCUCCUCCUCCGGGUCCCCUGCUCUGGAAGAAGAUGGCAUUUUCCUGAACUCCACCAACAGCAAACUACUGGAGAGAGCACAGGGCAUCCUACUGAGGAACAAAAACUCCAAAAUCAAACCCUCCCUUCCCAAGAACCUGCUGGACGUGAAGUCUCUGCGGUACCUGAGCAGUCUGACGCUCCAUGACCGCAUCACAAAGUCACUGCUCCACCUGCACAAGAAGAAGAAACCUCCCAGCAUCAGCGCCCAGUUCCAGGCGUCCCUCAAUAAGCUGAUGGAGACGUUGGGUCAGUCUGAGCCGUACUUUGUCAAGUGUAUUCGCUCCAACGCUGAGAAGCUCCCUCUGCGUUUCAAUGACGGCCUGGUGCUCAGACAGCUCAGGUACACAGGCAUGCUUGAGACUGUUCGCAUCCGCCAAUCAGGGUACAGCAUCAAAUACACCUUCCAGGACUUCAUACAGCAGUUUCGUGUCCUGCUGCCACGUGGCACCAAGCCUACCAAGUCUGGCGUAAGGGAGUUCUUCCGACAGAUCCACUUGACUCCUGCCGGCUAUCAAGUGGGAAACACCAUGGUGUUCCUGCGGGAGGCAGAGCGUCAGCGUCUUCAGACCCUCCUCCACCAGGAAGUGUUGCAGAGAAUCGUCACGCUGCAGCGCCGUUUCAGGGCGGUUCUGGAGAGGAAGCAUUUCGUCACCCUGAGACGGACCACCUGCAUCAUCCAGCAAUGGUGGCGAGGCUGCCUGCUCAGGCAGUCAGAGGCUGCCGUUGACCCUGCCAUCCAGGAGGGGGCAGCAGUGUGCUUACAGGCGGCGUGGAGAUGUUACAGGGCGCGGAGGAAGUUCCUGCAGUGCCAAGACUCUGCCCUGGUCAUCCAGAGGUCCUGGAGAAACUGUCUCCACCACAGGACUCUGGCGGCCAUCGUAAUUCAGGCGGCAUGGAGGAGGUUCAGGGAGAGGAGGCAUUACUGCAGGUUCCGCCAAGCGGUGACGUUCCUGCAGGCCUCAGCCAGGGGAUACCUUACACGCCUCAAGUUCAAAGAACUUAAGGAGCAGCAUCUAAGACUGCUACUAACUGUCCAAAUGAGUCCACUAGCCAAAGAGGAGACGGCAGACAGGACGGUGGAGGAUGCUACCCUUUCAACACAGAAAAGUGAAGUGAAAGAUUUCUUGGUGGAACCUGCUGAGUAUUGCAAGCCAGAGCUUAUCGACAUGGAUGAGGUAGAAAAGGAGGAGGAGGAGGAGCGGAACAGGAGCGUGGAUGAGACAAGCCACAGAACCAGGUCCAAACGAGAGAGCCGGCGAAUGAGGGAACUGGAACAAGCCCAGUUCAGCCUGGAGCUUCUGAAGGUCCGAACAACCAGUGUUGGAGGUGGGCUACCAGAAGAGCCUGUCACAGACAGUGCCACCUGUGGGCUGGAGGAUCACCAUAGAUCCUCAGCCUUGGGAAGCUCUGAACUGCUCAGUGUGGAAGAUAUGGAGACUGGGGGUUCUGAAUACUCAAGUUCCCGAGAACCUUCAAACCUGGAAACCUCCCAGACUGAGAUUCAGCUACUGCAACAGGGGCUUCAAGAUUCAAACUCCAAUGAAAAGCCCAUGAUUGAGUCACAAAUUGGGCAGGAGAAUCCUAGAGCGAUGUUUUAUAUCGCUUCAGACCAAAGCCCAGUUCAGGAACCUAAAUUUCAAAACCCCAGUAAACCACAAACAGAGAGGAGAGAGUCUUCUUCUCGGAGGCCGGUUGUUGUGGUCAUCAGUAUGCAGAAGGAGAGUCCCGUGGAGGAGGAGCUGCAGGCAGCCCACGUCCUGGAGAGGACUUCAUCCCGGUCCCAACUUGGUUCCAUUGCAGGUUUGGAAGUGGGACCAGAGGGAUGGCGUCCUUCAGUGGGUGCUAUCCAGGGAAAAAGAGAAGUGUCAGGGUCCUCCAAUGUUUCCUCUUCCAGCACCCAUGGAGCCACAGCAGAACUCCCAGGGAUCUGCUCCUCGGAGAUGGACAUCGAGAUCGUCUUGGAGCCUAAAGCGCCUGUUCCCCUUUGUCUACCUAGCCAACAGGAGACGAAGGAGGGAAGGCCGGAGCAGGAGGCCCGUGGCGCCAUCCUGGAGACCAAGCCACCGAAGGCCCAGAAGAAGAGCUCAGCACAAACUGUUAUCGUCAACAUGAUGGAAAAACCCUCCAACACCAUCUUCUCCCCACCCAGACGCAAGCUGCCGUUCUCUAAGUCUGAUAAAGAUUUGGUGAACCAGGAAAGAUCUUUGGCCCUUCACAGAGAUGAAGCUACUGCCUUUAAAGGCACCGGUGGAUCCAGAAACAAAGAGGUUGGGCGCCCUGGUCCAAAAAAGAAAGCUCGUAUGUCCCGGACUCGCUCCGACUUCCUCACCCGCUGUAAUUCUGAGGGGGCGACCCAGUCGGACGACGACGAUGAAUACUACACCCCUGUCCUCUCCCACACGCUGACCCCCCCCCUGACCCCCCUGUAUGCCCACCCUGAGGCUGACUGUCACAGUGACUCUGAGAUGCCCUCGCACAAAGAGCAGAAGAAGAUCCAUAAGACCAUGUCUUCAGGAGACCUGGGAAAAGUGGAGGCCCUCAGAAAGACCUCAAGCCAGGACGGGAGUAGGAUGAGAGGGAAGAUGCGUUUCUGGAGCAAGACCAAGCACAGUGACAAAAAGCUGUGGAGAGACAAACAGUCGGUCAGGAGUGAGGCUGGAGACGCAGACGAUGGGACGUCCCCCCAGCACAGUCCCGACCUCGGCGCUCCUCCGCGGGGCUGCCGGGAGAGUAAGGAGAACAAGGAGCCGUCGCCCAAGAUGAGGAGGAGGCGCAGUGUGAAGAUCAGCAGCAUCGCUCUGGAGCCUGCCCAGUGGCAGAACGACGACCUGUACAUCCUCACCUCUGCCCACGACUACCGCACCAUGAACGACUUCCUCAUGAAGAAGAUGGCAGACCUGGAGUGCAAGGAUGGGAAGAAGGACACCAUGGUGGAUGUGGUCUUCAAAAAAGCCCUGCGGGAAUUCAGGAUCAACAUCUUUAAUUCCUACUCCACUGCCCUGGCUAUGGACGAUGGGAAGAGUAUCCGGUAUAAGGACCUGUACGCCCUGUUUGAGCAGAUCCUGGAGAAGACCAUGCGUCUGGAGCAGAGGGACUGGAGCGAGUCGCCCGUCAAGGUUUGGGUCAACACCUUCAAGGUCUUCCUGGACGAGUUCAUGCUCGAGUACAAGCCCAUGCAGGGGACCGUCGGCAGGGCUCCUAAACCAGAGCGCAAGAAGAGGAGGAAAAAGGAGACGGAUAUUGUAGAGGAACAUAGCGGCCACAUCUUUAAGUCGACUCAGUACAGCAUCCCGACCUACUGUGAGUUCUGUUCUUCCCUCAUCUGGAUGAUGGACCGAGCCUGUGUCUGCAAAUUGUGUCGUUACGCCUGCCACAGGAAGUGCUGCUCCAAGAUGACAACCAAAUGCAGUAAGAAGUACGAUUUGGAGUUGUCGUCCCGGCAGUUUGGCAUAGAGUUGUCCCGUCUGACCGGGGAGGAGCGUGUGGUGCCCCACCUGGUGGAGAAACUCAUCAACUACAUAGAGAUGCACGGCCUGUACACUGAGGGCAUCUACAGGAAGUCUGGCUCCACCAAUAAGAUUAAAGAGCUGCGCCAGGGGAUGGACACAGAUGUGAACAGCAUGAACCUGGACGAGUACAACAUCCAUGUCAUCGCUAGCGUUCUCAAACAGUGGCUCCGUGACCUGCCCAGCCCUCUGAUGACCUUUGAACUUUACGAGGAGUUCCUUAGGGCCAUGGGUCAGCCCGACAAGCGGGAGGUCAUCCGAGGGGUUUAUUCUGUGAUCGACCAGCUCAGCAGAACCCACCUUGGUACGCUGGAACGCCUCAUCUUUCACCUGGUCAGGAUUGCUCUUCAGGAGGAGACAAACCGGAUGUCGGCUAACGCGCUGGCCAUCGUGUUUGCUCCAUGCAUCCUGCGCUGCCCCGACACCAUCGACCCACUGCAGAGCGUCCAGGACAUCAGCAAGACCACAGCGUGUGUCGAGCUGAUCAUAAACGAACAGAUGAAUAAGUACAAGGCUCGUCUGAAAGACAUCAACAGUCUGGAGUUUGCAGAAAACAAAGCAAAAAGCAGACUCACGUACAUCAGAAAGUCCAUGAAACCUGUACUAAUUGCUGUUAGGUUUAUGAGCAUAACCCGCACUACCACCCCGCCUAACACAGCUAAACUGAAGAGCAAAGGUCGUGUGCGGUGGAACAGCACCCAUACCUCUUCGCCGCCCUCCAGCCCUCGGGGGACCCCGGUGGGGGAUGGAGAGAGCACAGGGGGAGGAGUGGUCGGUGGGGAGGAAGGAGAGGAGGCGGGGCUUAGCGAGCAGCAGCAAUUGGCCAUGCAGCAGGAGGAGCGGGUCCUGACAGAACAGAUCGAGAGUCUGCAGAGAGAGAAGGAGGAGCUGACCUACGAGAUGUUGAUCUUGGAGCCCAGGGCGUCAGAUGAUGACACUCCAGAGUCUGAAGCCUCCAUCGGCACGGCAGACAGCACUGAGAAUAUCACCAUGGAAACCGGAGGAGCGACCUCCGACCCCACUGAGCGAGGAGCAUAUCGCUCCAGGAGGUCGGAGGUCAAGACUCGUCGUGCUCUGCGGCGUCAGCCCGACUCCCAGGACUCCACUGACUCUUGCUCCACCUUGUCCUCCUCCUACCACCCCUCCUCCUCUCUCUCCUCCAAUGCCUCUGGCUCCCCGUCCCCACACUACCGUUUCCGCUCCUCCUCCUCCGGGCCCCUGCUCUCCUCCUGCUCCUUGGGAGCCCCGCUGGCGGAUGCCGAGGGGGGGCGAAAGGCCGGGAAGUGCCGCCACCGACUCCGGCUGAGCCGCAGUUCACCCCGUGAGCCCCUGGACGGCCACCGGAAGGAGCCGGACUUCAGCUCGGCGCCACAGCAGCUGGUUCUGUAUGGCAGCAACGAGUUCAUGGUGUGAAGCUGA
This is a messenger RNA of Lampris incognitus (smalleye Pacific opah), 7522 nucleotides long. It is a transcript of the gene myo9ab, whose product is annotated as myosin IXAb. Gene Ontology annotation, molecular function: ATP binding; microfilament motor activity; GTPase activator activity. Gene Ontology annotation, biological process: intracellular signal transduction. Bases 101 to 7516 code for a protein of 2471 amino acids. Gene Ontology annotation, cellular component: myosin complex. Lineage: Eukaryota; Metazoa; Chordata; Actinopteri; Lampriformes; Lampridae. The transcript is spliced from 45 exons. The record is from RefSeq and is a predicted model, not a curated record.